Messenger RNA from Salvelinus namaycush (lake trout), 990 nucleotides. RefSeq names its product zinc-binding protein A33-like. Gene Ontology annotation, molecular function: protein binding. Lineage: Eukaryota; Metazoa; Chordata; Actinopteri; Salmoniformes; Salmonidae. The transcript is spliced from 5 exons. The record is from RefSeq and is a predicted model, not a curated record. The coding region runs from base 1 to 990 and encodes 329 amino acids.
AUGACUACGUUUUCUUCACGUCUCAUCUACACUGGCCGGCCCGUGUUCCAGUCCUGUACCUGUGUGGAGCGCUACCUUGCGGUGGUCCAUCCUCUACACGCAGAGGACACAGAAAGACAGAUUAAAGGGGAGUUUGAGAAGAUACACCAGUUGCUUCGAGAGGACGAGGCGGCCAGAUUAGCUACUCUGAAGGAAGAAGAGGAGCAGAAGAGUCACUUGAUGAAGAAGAAGAUUGAUGAGAUGAUCGGAGGGUUAUCAUCACUUUCAGACACAAUCAAAGCAGUAGAGGAGGAGCUGAAAGCAGAAGAUAUCUCAUUCCUUCAGAACUACAAGGUCACAAUGAAAAGAGCCCAGUGCACACUGCCGGAUCCAGAGAGGGUUUCAGGAGCACGGAUCCAUGUGGCUAAGCACCUUGACAACCUGCGCAGAUUUUGUGGGAAGAUGCAGGACAUUGUUGAAGUGUUUGCUCACUAUACUGCUGCGACUCUGGAUCCCAAGACUACCCACCCAUCUCUCAUCUUGUCUGGUGAUCUGACCACUGUGAGACUUGGUGAUGGGACGCAGAAGCAUCCUGACAACCCAGAGAGGUUUGACAACAAUAGAAUGGUCCUGGGCUCUGACGGCUUUAACUCAGGGACACACAUCUGGGAUGUUGAGGUUGGGGACAGUGUAGGCUGGACCCUGGGUGUGGUUACAGAGACUGUCCGGAGGAAGGGAGGAGUACGCAGUGGACUCUGGGGUCUAAAUUAUAAAUCAGGUGAAUACAGGGCAUAUUCCCUACCAAAUUCAACCAUUCCCUUCACGUUGGGCCAGAGACCCCAGAGGAUCCGAGUGCAGCUGGACUGGGACAGAGGAAAGCUGUCAUUCUAUGACCCUUUUAAUAACUCACACUUACACACAUUCACACACACUUUCGCUGAGAGAGUCUUUCCCUGCCUUGGUAAUGGAUGUAAACACCAGCCUCUAAAGAUCUUAUCAUGGCCUCUGUAA